This is a messenger RNA of Heterostelium album PN500, 891 nucleotides long. It is a transcript of the gene ppp2r4, whose product is annotated as serine/threonine-protein phosphatase 2A activator. Gene Ontology annotation, biological process: mitotic spindle organization. Gene Ontology annotation, molecular function: protein tyrosine phosphatase activator activity; peptidyl-prolyl cis-trans isomerase activity. The record is from RefSeq and is a predicted model, not a curated record. Gene Ontology annotation, cellular component: nucleus; protein phosphatase type 2A complex; cytoplasm. The coding region runs from base 1 to 891 and encodes 296 amino acids. Lineage: Eukaryota; Evosea; Eumycetozoa; Acytosteliales; Acytosteliaceae. The transcript has 5 exons.
AUGUCAACAUCAUCAACUAGUAAUGAAGAAUUUGUUACACCGAUGAAAUUACCAGCAUCUCAUCAAUAUGUUGUACCAUCAAAAGUAAUCACCAGUCCAGUUGAAUUGAAUCAAUUCCUAGCGUCAAACACUGCCAAAUCAUUACUUUUAUUCAUACAGAGACUAGGUGAUAUUGUAGUUAGUAAAUCUAAUUCAUAUCAAUGUAAUGUUUCAAAUACUGUAAAUACAAUGAUCGAAGUAUUGAAUCAGGUGAAUCAGUGGAUAGAUGAAAUACCACCAUUGUCACAACCAAUGCGAUAUGGAAACAAAGCAUAUAGAACUUGGAAUCAACGUUUGUUGGACAAUGUCGAGGAGCUACACAAGCGAUUCGUACCGGAAUCGAUGCACAGCGCCAUACAGGAGCUGUCACCAUACUUGAUCGAUGCGAUGGGCAAUGCAACCAGACUCGACUAUGGCACCGGUCACGAGUUGCACUUUGUCGCGUGGCUCUACUGUCUGCGUGCUGUAGGUGUGGUCGGUGUCGACGAUGAGACUGCACUCGUACUCAAGGUGUUCCCCACCUACCUCACACUGAUACGCAAACUCCAGAGAAUCUACGGACUGGAACCGGCAGGAACACACGGUGUCUGGUCACUCGACGACUACCAAUUCAUCCCAUUCAUCUGGGGUGCAGCGCAACUCACCGACACCACAUUCAAACCCAUAGACAUCCUCUCAUCCGCCAUCAUAGAUCAAAACUAUGAAAACUAUAUUGGAGCAGCUUCUUGGAGUAAGAUACAUCAGGGAAUGAUGAAGAAGUUCUACGCGGAAGUAUUAGAACUUAAAAAGUUAAGUUUAGCAUCAACUCAAUUGGUAGAUACAAACCCAGUAAGAAUUCAAUUGGUCAAUUAA